ACUACAACUCCCGGAAACGGCAGAGUAAACAGGAACGGCCCGCCAGCCGGGGCUCCCUUCCUGCACAGUCCCCUUAUUUGUGCAGCAGCAGCUUCCACGUCAUACAUAGGACAUCACAGGCUGGAGUGACAGGAAGCGUUGUACCAGCUGCGGAGAACAAUUACAGGGAAGUAAGACGCGACAGCAUGAAUGUGCGGACCAGUGUGGCACCGUGCCAUCCUGACCGACACUUACUUAAGGUUGUGUUCUUGUAAAGACCGAGAUUAUAUCAUAGAUUGAGCAGGGAGAGGAUCCGUACCUGGAUGAGAAGAAAGAACGUCAGGCGAAGGUUGAACGUCCUACAGAAUAAUUCAAUGCAAAACCUGAACUAUUCCAAGGAUAACAGGAAAUCAGGCUAUUGCAAGGAAUUUCCACAAAGCUGAGCGCAAAGCUGCAGAGUUUUUCAAUGUGAAAACCUGAAACUAUUAUCAAGAGUGGAAGAAGGAACACAAGUGACUGCAAGGAAUCUCCUCCCAGCUGAGAGCAAGCCUCUGGGUCAAUUAUCCCUCAGGAAAUACCUCUAUUAACAAGAAAUGGAUUAAAUGGUCCCUAUAUAGGAAGAGCUCGAGCCAGACAGGUGCUUCCAGAACUUCAGUUACUAUUCCAGACCUCUCCGUGCUUCGAUCCCCCGGUUCAUCCCGGGCAUUAACAGGUGUCCUUAAUCAGAAGAAUAAACUAAAUGACAGAAUCUGUCACUGCACAACCUGAAACUGUAUCGAGGAUGGAAGAAGGAAAGCAUGUGAUUGUAAGGAAUCUCCCCCAAGCUGAAAGUAAACCUCCAGAGGUCUAUGUAAUUAUUACUCCGAAGAUUAAACAAGAAAAUGAGCCCACAAGGGAUCCAGUGCCAGAAAACGUCUCUACAGGUGACAGAUGGGCACAGAGCAGAGGCCACAAGAAUGCGCUGCCCAGCGCCAGCUUCCAGCACGGGAUGGCGCAGGGUAACAGUGACGCACCUGCGGAAGCUGUAUACAUAGUUCCUGAUGUUACUCCGAGGAUUAAACAAGAGAAUGAGCCCACGAGGGAACCAAUACCAGGUGACAGAUGGGCACAGAGCAGAGACCACAAGAAUGCGCUGCCAAGCUCCAACUUCCAGCACGGGAUGGCGCAGGGUAACAGUGACGCACCUGCGGAAGCGGUAUACAUAGUUCCUGAUGUUUCUCAGAGGAUUAAACAAGAAAAUGAGCCCACGAGGGAACCAAUGCCAGGUGACAGAUGGGCACAGAGCAGAGGCUACAAGAAUGCGCUGCCAAGCGCCAGCUUCCAGCACGCGAUGGCGCAGAAUAAUAGUGACGCACCUGCGGAAGCUGUGUAUGUAGUUCCUGAUGUUUCUCCAAGGAUUAAACAAGAAAAUGAGCCCACGAGGGAACCAAUGCCAGGUGACAGAUGGGCACAGAGCAGAGACCACAAGAAUGCGCUGCCCAGCGCCAGCUUCCAGCACGGGAUGGCUCAGGGUAACAGUGACGCACCUGCGGAAGCUGUAUACAUAGUUCCUGAUGUUUCUCCGAGGAUUAAACAAGAGAAUGAGUCCACGAGGGAACCAAUACCAGGUGACAGAUGGGCACAGAGCAGCAACCACAAGAAUGCGCUGCCAAGCGCCAGCUUCCAGCACGGGAUGGCGCAGGGUAACAGUGACGCACCUGCGGAAGCUGUAUACGUAGUUCCUGAUGUUUCUCCGAGGAUUAAACAAGAGAAUGAGUCCACGAGGGAACCAAUGCCAGGUGACAGAUGGGCACAGAGCAGAGACCACAAGAAUGCGCUGCCCAGCGCCAGCUUCCAGCACGGGAUGGCGCAGGGUAACAGUGACGCACCUGCGGAAGCUGUAUACAUAGUUCCUGAUGUUACUCCGAGGAUUAAACAAGAAAAUGAGCCCAUGAGGGAACCAAUGGCAGGUGACAGAUGGGCACAGAGCAGAAACUAUAACAAUGCGCUGCCCAGCGCCAGCUUCCAGCACGCUAUGGCGCAGGGUAACAGUGACGCACCUGCGGAAGCUGUAUACAUAGUUCCUGAAGUUUCUCCGAGAAUUAAACAAGACAAUGAGCCCACGAGGGAACCAAUACCAGGUGACAGAUGGGCACAGAGAAGCAACCACAAGAAUGUGCUGCCAAGCGCCAGCUUUCAGCAUGGGAUGGCGCAGGGUAACAGUGACGCACCUGCGGAAGCUGUAUACAUAGUUCCUGAUGUUACUCCGAGGAUUAAACAAGAAAAUGAGCCCACGAGAGAACCAAUGCCAGGUGACAGAUGGGCACAGAACAGAAACUACAAGAAUGCUCUGCCCAGCGCCAGCUUCCAGCACGCUAUGGCGCAGGGUAACAGUGACGCACCUGCGGAAGCUGUAUACAUAGUUCCUGAUGUUUCUCCGAGGAUUAAACAAGAGAAUGAGUCCACGAGGGAACCAAUACCAGGUGACAGAUGGGCACAAAACAGAAACCACAAGAAUGUGCUGCCAAGCGCAAGCUUCCAGCAUGGGAUGACGCAGGGUAAUAGUGACGCACCUGCGGAAGCUGUGUAUGUAGUUCCUGAUGUUACUCCGAGGAUUAAACAAGAAAAUGAGCCCACGAGGGAACCAAUGCCAGGUGACAGAUGGGCACAGAGCAGCAACCACAAGAAUGCGCUGCCGAGCGCCAGCUUCCAGCACGCUAUGGCGCAGAGUAAUAGUGACGCACCUGCGGAAGCUGUAUAUGUAGUUCCUGAUGUUUCUCCAAGGAUUAUACAAGAGAAUAAGUCUACGAAGGAACCAAUACCAGGUGACAGAUGGGCACAGAGCAGCAGCCACAAGAAUGCACUGCCCAGCGCCAGCUUCCAGCACGGGAUGGCGCAGGGUAACAGUGACGCACCUGCGGAAGCUGUGUAUGUAGUUCCUGAUGUUACUCCGAGGAUUAAACAAGAAAAUCAGCCCAUGAGGGAACCAAUACCAGGUGACAGAUGGGCACAGAGCAGAGACCACAAGAAUGCGCUGCCCAGCUCCAGCUUCCAGCACGGGAUGGCGCAGGGUAACAGUGACGCACCUGCGGAAGCUGUAUACAUAGUUCCUGAUGUUACUCCGAGGAUUAAACAAGAAAAAGAGCCCACGCGGGAACCAAUGCCAGGUGACAGAUGGGCACAGAGCAGCAACCACAAGAAUGCUCUGCCAAGUGCCAGCUUCCAGCACGGGAUGGCGCAGGGUAACAGUAACGCACCUGCAGAAGCUGUAUACAUAGUUCCUGAUGUUACUCCGAGGAUUAAACAAGAAAAUGCGCCAACAAGGGAACCAAUGGCAGGUGACAGAUGGGCACAGAACAGAAAUCACAAGAAUGGGCUGCAGAGCGCCAGCUUCCAGCACGGGAUGGUGCAGGGUAACAAUGGCGCACCUGCAGAAGCUGUAUACAUAGUUCCUGAUGCUACUCCAAGGAUUAAACAAGAAAAUGAGCCCAUGAGGGAACCAAUACCAGGUGACAGAUGGGCACAGUACAGAAACCACAAGAAUGCGCUGCCCAGCUUCCAGCACGUGAUGGCGCGGGGUAACACUGGCGCACCUGCGGAAGAUGUGUACAUAGUUCCCGAUGUUUCUCCGAGGAUUCAACAAGAAAAUGCGCCCACGAGGGAACCAAUGCCAGGUGACAGAUGGGCACAGAACAGAAACCCCAAGAAUGUGCUGCCGAGCGCCAGCUUCCAGCACGGGAUGGCGCAGGGUAACAGUGACGCACCUGCGGAAGAUGUAUAUAUCGUUCCUGAUGUUUCUCCAAGGAAUAAGCAAGAAAACAAGCCCACGAAGGAACGAAUGCCAGACUGGGUAGUUGAAGAUGUGGUUACCCCAGUACAGUCCAGCAGUGCUGAAGAUCAUUCUUCAGAGAGGCCGGUAAAUGUGUGGUUCGUGAAGAGAGUCGUGGUCAACCCCCAAAGCUCCGAUAAAGGAGGAAAUAUUGCAGAAUCUUCUUAUAUUCUAGAACACAGGGAAGGAAAUAAUUCCCUACAGAAAAGACCUGACAAUCCUGUAGCGGACGGUUAUGCAAACAGUGAGAGAAAACCAGCUACAGUUUUAAGCUCUCCUGUACCUCAGGAAAACCUCAGCAACCUCUCAGGGUUACAAAAACAGCCGGCAGCCCCCUGCCAGUUCACCUCUGUCUGCUCAGAGUGCGGGGAAUGCUUUCCAGAUAAGACCUCUCUGGAGGAACAUCUGAUCCAUCACAUGGAGGAGAACAUACGGGUCUGUUCGGUUUGCGCGCAGUGUUUUACCUCACAAUCUGAUCUGGAGACGCACUUGAAAACUCACAGAGGGGGAACCUCGUGGCCGUGCUACGAAUGUGGGAAAACUUUGUUUACGAGGUCCAGCCUGGAUAGGCAUCGGAUGCUACACAUCAGAGACCAUCCACUCCCAUGCCCGGAGUGCGGCAAAAGCUUUACCAAGCGAUCGAACUAUGACAUGCACCUGCGCCUCCAUGCCGGGGAGGUGUUCUAUCCUUGUACCAUCUGCGAGAAAUUGUUUAAUGUUAAAGCCGCCUGCGACAGGCACAUAAGGGCCCAUACAAUUGAGCGACCGCACGUGUGCCCAGAGUGCGGGAAGCGUUUCCUGUAUAACGGCUGCCUGAUCAGGCAUCUCAGGGUCCACACAGGGGAACGGCCCUUUCCUUGCCCUCAUUGCGGCAGAUGUUUCAGACAGACGUCGGCCCUUAACCGUCACCUAAGAAUUCAUACGGAGGACAAGCCCUACAACUGCCCCGAGUGUGGCUUAAAUUUCACCAACCAAUACGAUCUAAUACGACACCAAGAAGUUCACAAGGACGACCAGCCGUUCGUUCAGUAUGUGCAGGAUGAUGACGAAACUCUACCCACAUAUGUCAUCUUGUAAAACCCAGCGUCGGCUGGUACCCGACUAGCGUGAUGUAAAUUAUUAUGGACUCAACUGUAUUAUGAAUUUUUUUUUGUUUUUAGUAUUAUUGUGUUUUAAAACAAUUUUGGAUUAAAGCGGUAACACUGUAGUUUUUAUAAAUAACCUAACUUUUAAAGGAUUGCUGUACUUGAAGCAAGAGUUGAAGUUCUAUAAAACGGCUGCUAAUGACGUCUUCAAAAAUAUAUGCAAAGGUUUUAAGAUCUUAUUAGAGUUUAAUAACGAUAAAGUUAUACACCAGGCAAUUAUUUCUAUGUAUUUAGACUAAUAAAUGACACAGAGCAACAACUACCGAGCAAAAUAAAGAAAAAUAAUGGAAGCCAUCGCAAUAUGUCCAUCGGGCAUCAGUGCAUUUAUUUAUUACUAUCUAAUGGUUAGCAGCAGUAGCGUUGUACAUGUCAUUAAUUGCUUUGGGUGGUUUUAUUGGGUGCAGAAUCUAAAGUGGCCUGUAGGUGGGUUGUCAACACUUUUCCUACAACAGAACGUCUUUCGUAGUGUACAAGAGAACCUAUGGAAUGGAACAAGUUGUACAGAUGUGUCCUCAUACAUCUAUCCUCAGUGCGAGAUGCCUGGCAGGAGUGAGCCACCAUGUCCCUUGAGACACUGCUAACGUCAUGCGUUUUUUUGGGGGGGGUUUUGCCGUUAAUGAGACUUAGUGACUAUGACGCACCAGUAACCUCUGCUGAUUAAUUUGAUAUGACACUUCUAUAUCUGUGUGUGUGACUGUAUCUGUAUACAAAGCAUGGGAGAAAGCAGCGGGCGUUGCAUCGUAGCACCUUUCAUACAGAUUCAGUGUCAUAUAUCGAUCCAUCUAAUGGGUCUUACACACUGGGCGAUAUUACUGAAAGAUAUGAACAAUCUCGUUCAUUAAUGAACAAGAUACCGUUCAUAUCUUUCAGUGUGGAGGCAGCAACGAUGAACGAUGCGCGGCUACGCUCGUUCAUCGUUGGUGCCCCGUCGGCUGUGCAUGUAGGCCAAUAUGGACGAUCUCGUCCAUAUUUGAAUGCACUGCUAUGGAGCCGGGUGACUGGGGGAGUGAUGAAACUUCACUCCUACCGCUGUCGGGUCGCCCGUCUGCCGUAUCGGCUGUCGGGGCAGCUCGGCAGCGGGUCCAACAGUGUGUAGGGCCCAUAAGAGCACAGAUUGCUGCACAGGAUACAAUUCUGCAGAGUUUCAUGCCAGACCGUUUUGCAUUAAGAUCCUGGACAGACGUAAGUGGGUGGUAGUGGGAAGAUGGAACUGUUGACCUUGCAGAAUUGUGUGAGCACAAAGAUCCGUCUGAUUAGAGAUGGUGCAACUACUUAUUCAAGCGUAUGUAGCAUUGACGACCAGUAUCUGCAUUCAGUGUUGUGCACACAACAAGAGUGUAAUUGUGGUCAACCUGCGUGAAACUGUAUCUGGGAAAUUUAUAAUACUCCCGAUUGCAUUUCCGGACGAAAAUGCAUCUCGGUAAUUUACUAAACACAAAUCGCGGCAGGGUUUGUCCAAUUGAUAUUGAGAUACACAGCCGUCCACACAAAUACGAAUCAAUACACCAUCAGCCAAACAUGGUAGGAUUUCCACAUAAAUCUCAUAGAACACGGGAGUUUACCAAAGAUUCGUAUUCUCGAUCGCUGCCGCCAAUUCAGAAACACUGCAGCAAAAGCAUGGAAUUUGUACAGAAAUAGAACUGUAAAAUAGAACUGCUUUUGGCUGGCAUGUUUGGAGAAUCAUGCAUGGAUCAGUGAGUUCUGUGCAUGGUUCUAUGUGUAAAGUGUGUGAAAUAGUUAAAAACAAUUGCGUGGGGUCCCCCUUUCUGAAUAUAACCAGCCCCGGGCCCUUUGAGACGAUCCUGGUUCUUAAAAUACCGGGGGUAAAUUGCGUAGGGGUCCCCCAGUAUUUUAAGAACCAGCACUGGGCUCUUGGAUCGGUCCUGGUUCCAAAAAUAUGGAGGGAAAAGGAGUAGGUAUUGCCUGUAUUUUUUUAUUAACUCCCAUGCUACUGUAAGUGAAGCAGUAUAACUGCUGCUGAAAUAUAAUGAAGUGGUAAUAACCUCAACUUAUUCUGUAUAUUA
Pseudophryne corroboree (corroboree frog) is the source of this 6956-nucleotide messenger RNA. RefSeq lists its product as uncharacterized. Gene Ontology annotation, cellular component: nucleus. Gene Ontology annotation, biological process: regulation of transcription by RNA polymerase II. The transcript has 43 exons. Gene Ontology annotation, molecular function: DNA-binding transcription factor activity, RNA polymerase II-specific; RNA polymerase II cis-regulatory region sequence-specific DNA binding. The coding region runs from base 719 to 4864 and encodes 1381 amino acids. Lineage: Eukaryota; Metazoa; Chordata; Amphibia; Anura; Myobatrachidae. The record is from RefSeq and is a predicted model, not a curated record.